UCGGUGGCUUUAACUUUUUUUGGAUGUGAUACUCGUGACACUCUUCACAGAGACGCCAUUCCAUCAUGUCACCAGCCAGCCAAUACGUCGCUUUAUCGCACGUCCUUCUCCACUUCUUCACAUGUUUGGUGAGUGUAAAGAGUACAGUGCAUGGCACUGAAGGAGAAAAUGUAACCCUUCCGUGCCGCUAUGAGGCAAGAUAUCAUGGCCGCACCAGUAUUUGCUGGGGAACAGGGGACCUUCCCAGUAGAGGCUGCAACAAUGAAAUUAUUGCUACAGAUGGAGACAGAGUAACGUCCAGGAAAUCCAGCAGAUACCAACUCUUUGGCGAUUUAUCAACUGGAAAUGUUUCUCUGACCAUAGUUAAUUCAAUACUAUCUGAUACUGGGAAGUAUUCCUGCCGUAUACACAUUCCUGGAUGGUUCAAUGACGAAAAGUACACUCGCAAUCUUGUUGUCAGCAAAGCACCUACGCCAUCAUCUCAUAGUUCCACAACAUCUGGACCUCCAGUGACAGAAUCUAACACAACAGCCCAUCACCAGAACAUCUCCACAACCAGAUUCACUUACACACCGCAGUACAGCGAAGUUGAAGGGCCACAGGUUUCUCAUGACCUGAAAUUGCUAUUGGCUGCUGUCAUACUGUCCCUUGUAGUGGUGGCUGUCAUUGUGCUGACUAUAUUCCUCAUCAGAAAGCGGUGGAAGAAAAGUCAAUCUUUUCAGAGCAGAAUCCAGUCCUCUGACAACGCGGUAAUCUACAGCAACACAGGAGGCAGCAGUUUAGGACUUUUCUCCAGGGAGAUGGCAGUGGAGAACAUCUAUCACAUAGAUGACAGCAGCGACGUCUAUGAGGAAUUCAACCCGGCAUAGGACACCAUUUGCACUUUAGCAUGUGUCCAGCAGCAGUUCCACCCAUUUGGGGGCGCUAGGUGAAAUAUUGACAUGAAUUAAUGAAUUAUUGAAUUAUUUUUGAUGAAAUUUACCAUGGUGGCGUUCACUGUUGUGGGCCCUCAAAGAUGAUAGAUUUGGUGGGGCCCAAGGUCACUGCCUUGUUACUGUCAGACCAGUAAAUAAUACUGUAAGAACACCUAAAUUCAUGCAACGGCAUCAGGAAAUGUAAUAAAUAUGUGUUUACAAUGGCAUAAAUGAGCUCAUUUUGUUUUGCAAUACUUUUCCUUUCAACCUGCUGCGGCCCCCCUGGCACCACACUCAUAGCCCACCAGGGGUCCCCGGCCCCCACUUACCAUAAAAACUGUAACUAUAGAUCAUUCUGUAACAUAAAGUGAAUUGCAUUUUAACUCUUCAUUCUUCAAUGUAGAUAAUGUCUAGAUAAAAUACAUUUGGAUUUACGCUAUUUACAUACGUCUUUACAUGUUUAGUAUAUAGGUAUAUUUACAGCAAUUUAGUAUCUAAGGAUUUUGCUCUCAUGCGACAUGCUUUCAAUUGUCAUGCUAUUUUUGCUUGAAUACUUAAAUGGAUGGCAUUUGAGGAAUUAAGAACAUUUUGUUUCACUUCCGCUUUAACAGUAUUCUGAAAAAGAAUGUAUUAAAAGUUCAGCAUCCUACGCAAUGUUAUUUUCCA
Molecule: messenger RNA, 1580 nt
Organism: Engraulis encrasicolus (European anchovy)
Lineage: Eukaryota; Metazoa; Chordata; Actinopteri; Clupeiformes; Engraulidae
Product: hepatitis A virus cellular receptor 1 homolog
Exons: 7
Coding region: 66-869 (267 amino acids)
Biological process (GO): apoptotic cell clearance; cytoskeletal rearrangement involved in phagocytosis, engulfment
Molecular function (GO): phosphatidylserine binding
Source: RefSeq, a predicted model, not a curated record